Messenger RNA from Cynocephalus volans (Philippine flying lemur), 4299 nucleotides. RefSeq names its product TAL bHLH transcription factor 1, erythroid differentiation factor (gene TAL1). Gene Ontology annotation, biological process: regulation of transcription by RNA polymerase II. The record is from RefSeq and is a predicted model, not a curated record. Gene Ontology annotation, molecular function: RNA polymerase II cis-regulatory region sequence-specific DNA binding; protein dimerization activity; DNA-binding transcription factor activity, RNA polymerase II-specific. Lineage: Eukaryota; Metazoa; Chordata; Mammalia; Dermoptera; Cynocephalidae. The coding region runs from base 358 to 1353 and encodes 331 amino acids. The transcript has 5 exons.
UGUAUUCGGGAGUCAGUGUUGGCUUGGAUGGGCAGGCAGAGCUCGGUCGGCGGCUGCUCUGUCCGGAGGCCAGUCUGUGCCUUGGUGUCGGAGGGGUGCGUUGCUGAGUUGGAGGCUCCAGGCUGAGCAGCGCUCGCUGAGGCCCGCGUCUUCAAGCCGGUGGCCGCGGGCUUCGGUUCCUGCCGCACUCCGGCUGGCUUCGUCCAUUUCUGGACCACACCACAACCUAACUGCUGGCCUCUCAGCGAGACCGGGGGGAAAGCAAAGACCCCGUCCACACCCUCGACCUCCGCCCCUAUCCGGCGGAGGAGCGGAGAUCCUAUUCGGAGGGGUCUGUCUCUCUAAAUAUGCUCCAGGAUGACGGAGCAGCCGCCGAGCGAGGCGGCACGCAGUGACCCCCCGCUAGAGGAACGGGACGCGACCGAGGCUCGCAUGGCCCCCCCGCACCUGGUCUUGCUGAACGGCGUCGCCAAGGAGACGAGCCGCGCGGCCCCUGCCGAGCCCCCAGUCAUCGAGCUGGGCGCGCGCGGCGGCCCUGGGGGCGGCCGCGCCGGUGGGGGCGGCGCCGUGAGAGACUUAAAGGGUCGCGACGCGGCAGCGGCCGAAGCGCGACAACGGGUGCCCACCACCGAGCUGUGCAGACCUCCCGGGCCCGCGCCGGCCCCCGCGCCCGCCCCGAACUCCGCGGAGCUGCCGGGCGACGGCCGCAUGGUGCAGCUGAGCCCGCCCGCGCUGGCGGCCCCUGCCGCCCCCGGCCGCGCGCUGCUCUACAGCCUCAGCCAGCCGCUGGCCUCGCUUGGCAGUGGGUUCUUUGGGGAGCCUGAUGCCUUCCCUAUGUUCACCACUAACAACCGAGUGAAGAGAAGACCCUCCCCCUAUGAGAUGGAGAUUACUGAUGGUCCCCACACCAAAGUUGUGCGGCGUAUCUUCACCAACAGCCGGGAGCGAUGGCGGCAGCAGAAUGUGAAUGGGGCAUUUGCUGAGCUCCGUAAACUGAUCCCCACCCAUCCACCCGACAAGAAGCUCAGCAAGAAUGAGAUCCUCCGCCUGGCUAUGAAGUACAUCAACUUCCUGGCCAAGCUGCUCAAUGACCAGGAGGAGGAGGGCACCCAGCGAGCCAAGCCUGGCAAGGACCCUGUGGUGGAGGCUGGCGGGGGUGGGGGUGGAGGAGGGGGUGGCGCGCCCCCAGAUGACCUCUUGCAGGACGUGCUUUCCCCCAACUCCAGCUGUGGCAGCUCCCUGGAUGGGGCAGCCAGCCCGGACAGCUACACAGAGGAGCUGGCCCCCAAGCAUACAGCCCGCAGCCUCCAUCCUGCCAUGCUGCCCGCCACUGAUGGAGCUGGCCCUCGGUGAUGGGUCCGGGGCCACCCAGGAUCAACCAGGAGGUGCCCUUAGGCCUCUGGGAUGAUGGGCUUCAGGGCAGGUGCCAUGAGAAUUAGGCAGCUCUGAAGCAGAGCAGUGGACUUGAUAAACUUUCCUUGAUGUGUGAACUUUGGGAAGCCCUAACUGACCCUGGGGCUGGCUUUUCUGUUUCCUGCCUCAGUAGGAGAACAGAAAAAUGGCGCAAAGUGGUAGGUACUUUUUAUGAAGACGGCACGGUCUUCCCCCUUCCCCCAGUCCCUAAAGACUUCCCAAGUAAGAGGCUCUAGUGUCACUGCUUUUGGCCUGGAGUUUAGGAGCCCUGUUUUUGCUGAGACUUGGGGCUGUUAGCUCUCUCUUGAGGCAUCCAGCAGCCUCUGCCUUGCCUUUAGCCCCUCCCAAGCUGGCUGGGGUGGCUUUUGUGGCCACUCUGUCCAAAUAUAUAGGUACCCAAUAGCUGCCCAUUUCUUGAGCUCCGUCUUCACCCAGGCCCAUGUUGGUCCAUUCAGCUUGCCAGCUGCUGCAGUCACAAGCCUCGAGGUGCCUUCUUCAGGGCCUGGUUGAUGAAGAUGGCCAGUGGACAGCCUGCUCUCGACUAGCUGGGCCAGAUGGUCAGAAAACCCAGUAGCUCUUACUUCUUGCCCUGGGGAUCAAAGCUCUGUUUUCUACCCUCUGAGACUUGCCUUCCUAAUCAUGUGGCUGUGAGGAUCAAGGCUGCAGCCAUGAGUGUGUCCUGUUGGGCUUUGUGUGAAGGCAGAGAAAGGGAAAAUGAUAUUAGAGUGAAGUGGAGCAAGAGAUAUUUUGGGCAUGUGGGCUUCAACUCCUACACAUCACUGUUGAUGCUGGUGAGCAGAUGCCAGUGUGCUGUGGGCACAUGUUGGUGCUGAGAGUAGACGUGCAGCCCCGUCUGCACAUUCUCCUAGAUGCUUAGAGGAUCUCUCUUCUGCAAGAUGUCUGUUUGCGGAUGGUCUGCUCUGUGUUCUGGAUUGUGCACAAACUCUGUCCUGUGAAUUCUUUGCAUUUGGGAUUUUUGCUUGACUUCAGUUAUUGGGAUCUUUAGGUCUUUGAUGUGACCCAGGAUAUAGCCCUACUUCAUGAGCAUGAGAAAUCCAACCACAAGCCCUGGCUAAGACCCAAACAUAUGCACAUUCACUUAAUAGAAACUUGAACACCCCUCGAUUGUGCAGCUUUCAGUCAUAAAGGGUGUGUAUGGGAGGUUGAUUUGAUGCAAUAGGAGUGCCCUCCUCCAAAAGCUGUACAUGAAAUUUUUGUAAAGCAAAUCCUUAUCCUUUAUCUUUUAAGGAAAUAGCCACUGCAAGUCCUUUUGUAAAGAAAAGAAUCCUUUUGUACAGUGGAACACUGCCCCCUCGUUUGUCUCCUGUGUCAAUCUAGAUGGUGAGACGUGGUUUUCUUAAGGCUAGGCCUGCUUGUGACCUGCAUUCCAAGCCAUGGGACAAACUGCACAGAAGUCCUGUAUAUUUGUCAUUAUACCCUUCAGUCACCCCAGCCCUGUCCCACCAGGCUCCAUCUUUGAGGUCAGAGGGAAAAUGUCCUAUGGCCCUGUCCUGUCAUGCAAUAAACCAUCGCUGUGGCUGUGGGAAAGCCCCUCUCAUGCUUUGAGUUUCAGCCCAGUGGCUUGCCCCUGUGCUGGUGGGGCCUCGAGUACAGUGUAUGUAGGCAGGGAAUAAUCCCUGUCCUUCUCCCCUUCCUUUUAGGUUGUGAGGUUCAAUUUUUGGGCAGGGGGACAGUAUGGUUAACCUUUGUAGCACUCUGGUUCUCCAGCCCAUUUCAAGCUUCCCAAAUCAUAUUUUGGUGGAACUUUAGGAUCGGUUCCUUUUCAAUGCUUGGAAGAUGCUGUGAGGAGUCUCAUUUGUCUAAAGAUGCAGCAGGUGUUCGGGGCUCUAAAGCUGUGUCUGUUUUCCAGUUGGAUUAACUUGGGAAUGGAAGGUGGCCACAGCGCGGAUGGAUGGAUGGGCUUUACAAGAUGGAUCACACAUUCUAUCAGGAACUCAAACUUCCUUCUUUCAAGCUUCUCUUUUUUUUCAGACUUACAGUGUGACUGGGAUAAGGUAUUUCUUUAAGUGUCAGUUUCUCAUAAAUACCCAAGCUUGGCCUGUUUCCUGGGGCUGUGAAGUGGACUGAAUGGGAUCAUGAAAGUAGAAGUGUUAUUGAAACCAUAAAGAGCUCUGUUGCCCUCAAUAUCAAUCUUGCAAUGGCAUUUCUCAACCUGAGUCCAGGACCUGGGCAGUGGGCCAGUCUGCCUGGCUACACAUCAUUUGGGUCAUUUAGGUUGUAAGCCACUGAAGAUCCAUAAUUUUUAUUUUCAUAUUCUGUACCCCAUGCCCUUCUCCUCCUUCUGCCUCCUCCUUAUCCAUAAAGAAAUGGCAAUAUUCCAAGAAUAAUAUCUGCACAAAAGGGAAAAAAAUGUAAAGGUAAAAAAAAAUGUUUUGAGAACAAAGGUGAAUGUAACGACUGGAGGGAAUCACAUCUUUUAAGAAAAGUUCACAUUCUUUUAUUUGUAGUGGCAAAUGACAGGAUGGUACAACCUUUAUUCUUUUCCAAAAAUAAAACAAAAGACACAACAUCUAUAGUCAGCUGACAACUAUUUUGGCCUUUUGGGGUGGGUCUAGCCGUACUUGUGAUUUCAGUGGUACGUGACCCCCACCAAAGGCUUGCCCCUGCCCGUGUACAUAGUCAUUGUUUCUGUGGGCGGGCCCAGCACUUUCUGUCAGUGUCGUACUGUAUGUGAUGAAUUACGUUGGUCUCUGCAUUUUUCUGCAGAAGAGGAGUAUCUGCUCCAGGUACCUUUACAUUUUCACAGCCCAGGGGCCAACACUGUGGGCGUGUGACUCUUUAGCGAAAAAAACCCAUGUGGUGAUGAUGUGUGUGUAUAUAUAUAUAUAUGAGGAUAUAUUGGGAAGAUUUCUAAAUAAAAGUUUU